Messenger RNA from Microdochium trichocladiopsis, 1472 nucleotides. RefSeq lists its product as uncharacterized. The record is from RefSeq and is a predicted model, not a curated record. Bases 335 to 1420 code for a protein of 361 amino acids. NCBI's taxonomy places the organism in Eukaryota, Fungi, Ascomycota, Sordariomycetes, Xylariales, Microdochiaceae. Gene Ontology annotation, molecular function: oxidoreductase activity. The transcript has 2 exons.
UGCAUGUACAGUUCUGCAGGCGGCAAUUUGGCCUGAUGGCACGACAACCCGGUUUCCCGCUCGCCAGGGCAGAAGAGCUUGAAGGCUCUGGACAUGGGCUUGAGACCGAUCCUCUUCCGUUACCGGAAACGACGUGGUUAUAUCCGCUGCAGGGGCUCGUGAUGGCAACCCGGCGCGCUGAACGAAAGCGAAUCUGACAUGCCGGAGCAUGAUAUAAGAGGCGGUGUCUCCCGCACAUACCUACAUCACCUGUGUAGCAACAUCACACACGACUUACCUGGCCACUCUGUCUAGUUCACUGUUCUCGGCCGCAUUCCUUGGUCGACAAGCCACCAUGAAGAUCACUAGUCUUGUUUUGAGCUCUCUGAGCGUCCUUCCACUGGCGUCGGCGCUGCCCGCCACGAGGAGACAAGCCAGUUGCACAGCAGCCAACGCCAUCCAGAGGAAAGAGUACUCGGAUCUCACCACGGACGAGAAGCUCGCCUUCAUCAGCGCCGUCAAGUGUGUACAGAGCCUUCCUUCUCGCUUCGCACCAGGCGAGAUACCUGCCUCGGAGAAUUUGUUUGACGACUUUACUGCCGUUCACAUCGACCUGUCGCUGUCGAUCCACCUUUCCGGCACCUUCCUGUCAUGGCAUCGCGAGUAUCUUCGCCUGCUCGAGACUGUCAUGCAUGAGCAAUGCGGUUAUCCGGCUGGCCUUGGUAUCCCAUACUGGCAGUGGACCAAGUAUAGUGCCGCCACCCUGGAGCUCAGCCCGAUCUUUGAUGGCAGCGAGACGUCUCUCGGCAGCAAUGGCAGCCCGGACCCCAAUGGCAAGCCAUACGAGCUGACUCCAGGAGUCUUCGUCCCGCACGGCACGGGAGGUCUCUGCGUCGAAAGAGGACCUUUCGCGAACACUACCGUUCGUUUUGGGCCAUAUCCGAACUCGGCUAUCUUGACAGGCCUCCCAGCCAACUGGACGCAGCCAAACCCGCGAUGCCUGACACGCGACAUCAACCCUACCAUCAUUGGGGGAUUCCUCAAUGCAGCUCGCAUCGCCCAGCUUCAGGCCUCGGAGAACAUUGCCGUGUUCCAGGAGCGUCUGACGCCCAACACGGCUACUGCCAGUGGUGGCCUCGGCGCCCAUCGCUCCGGACACAUUGCCAUCGGAAUGCCGAUGAUGGACUUUUUUGCCAGUCCGCAAGAUAUCGUCUUCUUCCUUCACCACGCAGAAGUGGACCGCCAGUGGUCCAUGUGGCAGGACGCGGACGAGUCGCGCCGCUUCAGCUACAAUGGCACCAGCACGGUGCUCAAUCCUGUCGGGGUCACCCCUGAGGUGUCCAACUCGACCGUCAUCACUUUUGGCGUGUUGGGCGACGACAUGACGCUCGAGGAGGUGGCCUACAUCAACCAGGGCCGGUACUGCUACCAGUAUGUGUAGGUAGAUAAAAGAAUCCGCAUGUAAUUUACGACAUGCAGUAGGAGAAUGGAAU